AUUUUACAAAAAUGUUCUCCUAUUUCUAUUAUUUACUAAAAUAGAUUAUAUUAUAUAUUUUAUUUGUCGCAUUGUAAAAAUUCUCCAAUUUAUUACUAUUUCUGUCCUUCUUUUUACAUUAUAUUAAGUAUUAAAAAUAUUUAAAAUAUUCUUAACGCAUGGUACUUAGCACCAUGAAAAUGAGAUGAUAUUAUCUAUUUGAUAAUAUAGCGUACUACGUAGUAUAUAAAAUGGCGAGUAGAUGGCAUGGCAUCAUUGCAUCGUAUCGUUUUAUCAAAUAAUGUGUUUCUUUAUUAAUCUUAAUGGUUUCCUCUCUAUUAUUCAUAUCUCAAUGAUACCUCACAUAGUUCAAGUGUUACCAGAUCAAGAGUAUAAUGGAAAAAAAUCAAAUAUUAGUGCGAAAGAGAGUGACAUUGUCACUACUUGUCACUCAUACUUAGAGAGUAACAGAAAAUCAGAAUAUAGCAAAUUCCUCUUGCGAGGGAAUUUUUCUUACAACGCAAAAGCGUAGUGAUUUUCUUGACAACCCUGAUUUUAAUAAAAUGCGUAAAUAAUUGAUGUUUAAUUUUAAAAAUCGAAGCUGAUAAUAUUUUUAAAAAAUGUUGCGUCAACGUGAAUUACCAAGGGAUAGAGUACUUUUUCGAAUAUUAAAAAAUAAAAGUCCAACUGUUAGCAACAUAUGUGAAAAAUUGAAUUACAAUGUGAAAAAUGUUGUCUUGUUAUCAGAAGAUGAACUUUGUGAACUAUGGCAACAUGUGAAAACUAUACUAUUAAAAGCACAAAAAUUAUAUACUCAGGCAUCAAAUAAUAAAGGCAAAUAUUUGAGAGAACUUAAUGUUAUGGUUAAAUUGAUACAUACAAUAACUUCAAUGGCUCUUGAAACAAUUGUACAACGAAUGUUUGUACCCAAUAUUUUAUUACAAAAUAUAAUGUUACUACAUUCUGUUGUGUUACUUAAUGUAAAGGAUGAACAGAUUAAGAAUGAAAUAUCGUAUUUGUUGGAAAAAUGGUGGAUGUUAAAUAUGAUAUGGAAAGAAAAAGUAAUAAUAAAUGCAUUAAGAUAUCUUAUUCAAAGUUGCAAAUCUUCACUGCAACAUGUAAAACGUUUAUAUGAGAUAAGAUCUGCUAUUACAUUGCUAAAAUGUGCAGAAGAUAUACAAGAACUACUUAAACUUGUUCGAGAAAAAACUGUGAUGUCACUAGAAGAAGGUCGAAUGUUAAUAUUACAUUUAUUUACACUUGGUGAACAAUAUAUAUUGGGAAUACAUAAUAAUAUAAGAGUGGUAUUACAAAAUAUUGGACAUAAUUAUAUUGCUGCAUAUGCAGAUUUAUAUAUAAUUGCAUGGUUAAAUGCAACUGAAAAAUUAAAAAAAUUUAUUGUUGAAAAUUGUUUAUAUAAUAUUAUUUUUCAUUGCUUUCGGGCAUAUAGAGAUUCUGCUGGAAGAGGAAAACUUGGUAAAAAUCUGCUGUCACUUCUUACUGCUAUACAUAACAAUAAACAGCAAGUAGCUAGGUCAAUGAUUCACAAUCAAUGUAAACCUUUGCUUUGGAAACAUUUAAAGGCACCUGGUUCUUUCAUUAGAUGUAAUGCUGUAGAAAUUCUUUUUGUAACAAAUUCUGUACAAUAUACAUAUGCUUCAAAAGAUAGAAAUAAAAUUUACCUUCAAAAAUGUUAUAAAAUAAUAACUGAUCUUUUAAAAGAUUCAGAUUUUGAAGUAUGUAAUGUUACUAUGAAUGAACUAUUUAAGAUGUUAGAAAAAUAUUGGACUUUUGUACCAAGAAAUAUUAUUCGAGAUUGGUUAAACAUUUUAUUACAUUAUACAAAAAAUGCUAAUAAUUCCAAAAUAAGAGCAAAUGUUUUUAUUGGUUUAACAAGAAUAUUAAUUAAAGAACGAUCUCGUAGAAUGCUCAUAGAUUUUCUACCAAAUUUUGCAAACAGUAUUUAUGAUGAAGAUAAAGCGGUAUUAGAAGCGUUAAUUAAACUUCUUUGGCAUGUACAAAAUCAACUUGGAAUACCAUUUUGGAAUAUAAUACCUUUGACUUAUGUUCUCGAUCGUUUAGAGACUACUCAAGACAUAUUUUUAUUACAAGAAUUAAUAAAACUAAUUUGGUUACGUAUAUCAUUAAAUGGUACACAUUGUGAUAAAAUAAUAGAUGAAUUAGCAUAUAUAGGUACAAAUAAUAUAAAUGCUAUUAGAAGAUUUUGUUUCCAUUCUAAACUUGUUAUAAGCUGGAAUACAUCCACUAAACUUAUUGAGACUUUAUUAGUUAUGAUAAAAGAAGAAAUUAAAUGUUUACCUCUAAUGAAAUUAUUAAAUAAAAAUUGUAAUAAAAAGAUCAAAAUUGAUAAUAAGAGAAGCAAAUAUAUAAAUGAUUCUUUGAAUAAUUGGAAUAAAAACCUUGAUAAUUAUAAAGAUAAUUAUAAAGAUGUACAUAUAUAUAUUGAUGUUAUUGCUAUGUUAUUAAUAGGAAAUAUUAAAAAUACAAAGGAAGAAAAAUUCUAUAAAGAAGAGAUGAAUAUUUUACGAGUAAUUGCACAUGCAUUACCAGAAUUUUUUAAGUAUCUUAGAGAAACACCAAUAAAUGAAUCAGUAAUAUUUUUAUUUUCUUUAAUUCCUUCGAGAUUAUUUUUCAAUAAAAUUGAAGUUAUUGAAAUGUUAGUACAAGAAUUAUGUAAUCCAAAUGCUCCUGAUGAUACUAUUCUUUCAGUUAUACAUGUUCUCAUGAAAUGGAAUAAAGGAGAUACAAUUUUGUUUGCAUUAACGAAUAUUUUUACAGAAUCUUUAAAUAUAAGUUUAAAUAAUCAGCAUGUUAUUAAUAAUACAGAUGUAUUUCAAAUUAAUGAAAAAGGUUUAGAAUUAAGUUUACGAAUUCUAAAACAUUUAUUACAUGAUGAAUAUCAAUCAGUUUUAAUGAAUAAAUAUCAUAAAGAUAUACUUAAAUUUUGGAAAAACUUAUAUAGAUUAAGAAGUUUUAUAGAAAAAGAAUUAAAUAACGAAUGCAAUAUAAAAAGUCUGAUAUCCAAAGAUAUAAUUGUGCAAUUUUUUAAAGAAUAUAUAUCAAUGAUUUCAAUAUUAUAUAAGAAAGAUAUAUUUGAAGCAUCAGAUCAAUUCUCAGAAAUUUUAUUAUGGAUUAGAAGGACAAUAAUACCACAUAUAUCGCAGAUAGAUAUAAAUACUAUAGAAAACCAUCAAACUUGUAUAAAUAUAAUAAGAAGUACUUUUGACAUAUCAAAUUAUCUAUUGGAAGAAUACAAUAGUACUUCAAAAUUAUGCUGUGAUAUUGUACUUUUGUAUUGUAGUUGUCUAUCUUCAACAAUUGGUAUAGUUUUUAUGAAUAAUGCAUUUGAUGCUAUAACAAUGUUAUUAGAUUUUAGUAAAAUGGCUUAUAAAAAACAAGAACCAAGUUUAUUAGAAAUUAUUGUACCAAAUUUCGCAUGUGUUAUGAUGGUUACACUAACUAAAUAUGAUCAAGAUAAAUUAUUUAAAUAUACGAAUAACUUGAAAUUAUUAAAUGGGUUAACUGAAAAAUAUUUUACAAUUAUUAAAAAUACUUUUGACAGUCAAAGUUUAUAUCUCUCAUAUAUAACUAUUAUGUUUAAUGCUGCAAUCAAUAGUAUAAGUACAGAAAUAACACAUAUGUUACAAUGCUCAUGUGUAACAGAAGAAAAAAUUUUAAUUACUCAAUUCCCUUAUUUAGCAAAAAAGAUAUUAAAAAUUAUUUUAAAUAAAAGAAAAUAUCAAAAAUUGAGUAUACAAGUAUUAACAAAGACAAUAACAAAUUAUACGAAAAUUGACAUGCUUUCUGCUCUGAUAGUAAUAUAUAAAAUACUUAAAUCAACUGAUAAAACAACUAUUAAUAGACUUAAAAACGUGACAUUAGCAGCCAAAGAGCAUUACCAAAAGCAAUCUUGUAAUAAUUGCUUUGACAGAGGAAAUACUAUAACGGAAAAGUCAUUCUGGAAGAUGCUGUUCAUCCCUUACAAUGAUCAAUUUGGUUUGAUUGUAACAUAGGCCACUUGGAUUUCGACAAACCAUUUACCAGAAGAUCGUAAAUUGAAGAGGAUAAGGGAGGGAAAAUAGAAAACAGCAUGUUAUCGGCCAUUUCCGGGCCCUUUGUUAAUCGCCACGCCUCCGAAACUGCGUUUGCGCGUAACAAUUUGCGCAACAGUUGGAAAUUGGAAUUUUGCCUCGAAAUAACCUUAAUCUCGACAAAAAUAAGAAUUGGCUAAAGAGUACUACAAUCAUUUAAGUCUUUUUUUUUUUACAAAUGAUGAAUACAUCGUCUAAUUGAACAAAAACCUAUUUUUUUUACGUUAUAUUAUACGUUAUAUAUUUAUAUUUUUUUUAUGUUACACAAAUUCACAUGAUAUAUUUCAUAUCUUAUAUGUAUAUAUAUAUAUAUAUAUUCAUCUUAAAUAAUAUUUUUAAAUUUUUUUCUUAUCAUAUAUUCGAAAUACUAUCUUGAAGUUUUAAGUUCACAUGCUUAAUAAGAAAAUUAUUCUUUUGCAUAAAGUUGAACUUUAUUACGGUCGACAAUCAGACCCAAUCAGUAUAUUAGAAGCGUAUGCAUUUAAUGUCGCGUAUAAAGUGCGUCGAUCAGAAGUCCAAUUUUGUAAUCUUGCUGUGCAUAUGAAUGCGUGCCGCUGAUAAAUUGUUUUUCAAUUAGAUUGUUAGACUGAGACUUUUUAAAAAAACACUUUUUAAUGUAUCAUAAACAAACGAAAACAAUUCAUCUUUUACGAUAUUCAUUUGUUUUUAUGUAUGUAAUAUUGACGUUAAAAAACAGAUAUUAAUUACAAUAAUUUAUUUUAUUAGUAUAAUUUAAUAAUUUGUAUUGGUUUGAUAAUUUUGUUAUAAUGCUAUUUCUUAUAAAUUUAAUUCUCAAUGCUAAUAUUUGAUAUAAAUUAACGCAAAAUUAAAUACAAUGUCAUUUUUUAUAAAUUGAAAAA
Molecule: messenger RNA, 4951 nt
Organism: Apis cerana (Asiatic honeybee)
Lineage: Eukaryota; Metazoa; Arthropoda; Insecta; Hymenoptera; Apidae
Biological process (GO): mitotic sister chromatid segregation
Cellular component (GO): condensin complex; nucleus
Source: RefSeq, a predicted model, not a curated record